Saprolegnia parasitica CBS 223.65 is the source of this 1464-nucleotide messenger RNA. RefSeq lists its product as hypothetical. NCBI's taxonomy places the organism in Eukaryota, Oomycota, Saprolegniomycetes, Saprolegniales, Saprolegniaceae. Gene Ontology annotation, molecular function: protein binding. The transcript has 4 exons. The record is from RefSeq and is a predicted model, not a curated record. The coding region runs from base 1 to 1431 and encodes 476 amino acids.
AUGAGCGCGCAGGCAAAGGACCUUCUCGCGGCGGCGCGCUGCGGCGACGUCGACGACGUCAAGCAGCUUUGCAUGAGCAUUAGCGCCGAUGACCUCAACUACCAAGACGAGUACUCGGGCAACACGGCGCUGCACAUGGCGUGCGCCAACGGCCACAUCGGCUGCGUGAAAUUGCUCCUCGCCAAGCACCCGCGCCUCUUGCCUAACUUGAACGGCAACUCGCCGCUGCACUGGGCUGUGCAAAACAAGCAUAUUGACGUCGUCAAGCUCCUCAUUGCCGCGUACCCGGACAUUGACGUUCUCGCGCAGAACGCCUUUGGCCGCGGCUGCGUCACGGAAGCCUUCCAGAGCGAAAACACCGACAUUGUUGCGCUCCUCCUCGAGCACAAGUCGGCGACCGAAGAGCGCUUGGCCAACAACGCGGACUUGGCCAACGGCGCCGCCAAGCUCACGCUUGAAGACGACGACGAAGACGUGGCCAGUGAGGCCGAGAUGAAGAAGCAGCCGCGCGUGCUGCAGGAAACGACGCUCGAGUUUGCUUUUGACGCGACGUUGCCUGCACUCAAAGCGCGCGAACUCGCGCUGGACAUGGACAAGUCGGCGUUCGGCUCGAGCGCGGACGAAGACAUCACGGGCGUCUCGAUCUGGUCGGCGUCGCUCAUCUUGAGUCGCUGGGUGCUCCAAGACGCGGCUUCGUUUGCCAACAAGCGCGUGUGCGAGCUCGGCGCUGGCUGCGGCGUGAGCGGCCUCGCGUGCUACCUCUACACCUCGGCGGCGUCGGUCGUGCUCACGGACCUCUACCACCACACGGUCGCCAACCUCGACCACAACGCCAAGCUCAACAAGCCGACCAAGGCCGCGAUCGCCGAGACGUCGCCCGAGGCGGUCGGGUGCGCCGAGUGCGGCACGCUCCAGCGCUUCACGGCCGACAACCCGGAAGGGAAGCUCAUGCUUUGCGGCCGGUGCCGGUGCGUCGCGUACUGCUCGCGCGAGUGCCAAAAGGCCGCGUGGAAGCUGCACAAGGGCGUGUGCAAGGAGCUCUUGGCACAAAAGACGAACGCGGCGCCGACGACACUCAGCGUCCGGGCCGUCGACUGGGCCAAGCCCGAGACGUACGGCAGCGACGUCUUUGACGUGGUCUUGGGCUCGGACCUCGUGUACCACAAGGACAUUGUCCCGAUCCUCGCGCAGGUCGUCGACGCGGUGCUGGUGCCUGGCGGCCGCUUCCUCCACGUGGCGUCCCAGGCGCGCGACUCGCUCGUCGAGUUCAAGGACGCGAUGGAAACCCGCGGGUUCCGUGUCAGCAUGACCAUUGUCCCCGACGCGCUCAAGACCAACCCGCUUGUGGGCUCGAGCGCCGACCUCUUUGACUUGCACUUCAACGAAAUGAGCGACACGUACUGCAUGUACACGUUUACGAAGGCCGCGUAAUCGCAAUCAAACUACACUCGACGCCCCGUGUCU